CAAACAUUCAGCACGCGUACGGAGCUGCAACUAAAAGAAAUAAAUACUUAAAUCAGUUAAAACAAAGAUGAUUUCUAAUAUUUAUCUUUUUUAUUUACUUUUUCUAAUGGUGACUCUUUGCAAAGCUAUACCAAACAAAAUAACAAAAUGUCACUAUGGAGAUGAGAAAUGUAUUAUAGAUUCGAUGAAUUACGUUAUAAAGCAUUAUCCGAAAGGAAUACCUGAAAUCGGACUAAAACCAAUUGAUGUGGUCGAUAUAGGAGAUGCGCGACUUUUAGAAACCGAUCAAUCUGCACCAAUUUGGAUGCGUGUGAAAUUAACUAAACAAGUGAAUUAUGGAUUUGAGAAUACAACAAUAACGAAAGUUGAGGGCUUCGAAAAGGAUCCCACAACCACACAUCUAACGAUCUCUGGUCGAAUACCCAGUUUGGUUCACAAGGGUUUAUUCCAUGCGACGGGUCAUAUUGGAUUUCUUACAAUGAAUCUAACGGGUGAAUCCACUUCAGAAUUUCAGAAUUUGCGAUUCACCCUAAAACUGAAAGGUACGACUGAAUUUCGUAAAAAUAAACGUUAUCUAAAGAUCUACGAGCUAGUGCCAAGUGUCCAAAUCGAUCGCUGGAUUCUAUGGAUGGAAGACCUUUUUAAGGAGAACAGCGAUUUGACGAUUUUUAUAAAUCGUAUAUUUAAUAAACACUGGCUUGAGGUCUGGAAUGAAUGGGAAUUGCCAAUAUUAGAUACAUUUGCCGGUGUUUUUCUGGGCAUGAUAAAAGACAUAUUCGAUAGGAUCUCGUACGAUGAUUUGUUUCUGCCCGGUCUUGAUCGAAAUAAAGCUUUAAAAGUUACAAAGCAACCAGUGCUAUGAAUAAGCUAAUCAGAACAGGAAGCUUUAACUAGACACACUCGAGAAAAACAUGUUAUGACUAUAAGUCAAUUAACGGGUUUUUAUAACAGAGUAUUAUUCAAUUCUCACGUUCGCUUUAAUUACAGAGAUUAAACAGAAUUAAAGAUUGUAGACCAAAAUUAUGUGUGUAAUUAUGUAUCGAUAAUG
Drosophila innubila is the source of this 1048-nucleotide messenger RNA. RefSeq lists its product as uncharacterized. Lineage: Eukaryota; Metazoa; Arthropoda; Insecta; Diptera; Drosophilidae. The record is from RefSeq and is a predicted model, not a curated record. The transcript has 3 exons. Bases 68 to 862 code for a protein of 264 amino acids.